CCAAAAUCCAAAUCACCAUGACCCAAAACGGCGACGCCCCUACUCCCUUCCCCCGAUUCGACGUCGUUCCGGACCACUCGGACCACGCCUACGCCGCCGUCUCCAGCAAGAAACAAAACUACGACGGAUCAGUCCACAAGACCAUCAUGAAAGAGUGGCGGGUCCUCGAGAACAACCUCCCGGACUCCAUCUUCGUGCGCGUGUACGACACGCGCAUCGAGCUUCUCCGCGCCGUCAUCGUCGGCGCCGCCGGGACUCCCUACCACGACGCGCUCUUCUUCUUCGACAUUAAGUUCCCGCCCGAUUACCCGACCCGGCCCCCCAUUGUGCACUACCGGUCAUACGGGUUGCGGGUCAACCCGAAUCUCUACGCGAGCGGGUACGUCUGCCUCAGCCUGCUCAACACCUGGAUCGGGAAGAAGCGGGAGAAGUGGGACCCGGCCCAGUCCACGGUUCUCCAGGUUCUGCUCUCGAUCCAGGCGCUGGUUCUGAACGAGAAGCCGUAUUUCAACGAACCGGGUACCGGGUCGCCGGGCGGGUCGGGUGUAGAGAAGCGGUCGCGGGCGUACAAUGAGGACGCGUUUGUCUUGACGUGCAAGACGACGCUGUAUUCGCUCCGGAAUCCGCCCAGGAAUUUCGAGGCGUUUACGGCGGUGUUUUUCCGGGAGAGGGGGAGUCGGAUUCUGAGAGCGUGCGGCGCGUACGUGAACGCGCGAGUGGGAGUUGGGUGCUACAGAGAUGAAGGCGAGCUUGAAACUUCUACGCAGAAGCCGAGGGUAGUUUGGGACGUUUCGAAGAAAUUUAAGGCGUCAAUGCAGGAGCUGUAUCCGCAACUUGUACAAGUUUUCAAGAAGAAUGGGGCUCUUGAUUUGGUUGAGGUGUUGGAGGUGGAGGCUAAAACGACGCCGGUUAAGGUGGAGGCUAAAACAAAGACGGUGAAGGUUCGAGUUGACAAGAAAGCUAAGAUUGGCAUUGCUAAGAAGGUUAUUGGGAAAUUGAGGAAGUUUUUGGGACUGAGCAAGAAGAAGAAUCAGAAGAUGGAAAAGAGUGAUGAGAAGAAGGAUGUCAAUGCUGGAGUGGCUGUGGGAUGUUGA
Molecule: messenger RNA, 1094 nt
Organism: Fragaria vesca subsp. vesca
Lineage: Eukaryota; Viridiplantae; Streptophyta; Magnoliopsida; Rosales; Rosaceae
Product: probable ubiquitin-conjugating enzyme E2 26-like
Exons: 1
Coding region: 18-1094 (358 amino acids)
Molecular function (GO): ubiquitin conjugating enzyme activity
Source: RefSeq, a predicted model, not a curated record